Molecule: messenger RNA, 12459 nt
Organism: Neospora caninum
Lineage: Eukaryota; Apicomplexa; Conoidasida; Eucoccidiorida; Sarcocystidae
Product: GA26239, related
Exons: 46
Coding region: 1-12459 (4152 amino acids)
Biological process (GO): microtubule-based movement
Cellular component (GO): dynein complex
Molecular function (GO): minus-end-directed microtubule motor activity; ATP hydrolysis activity; ATP binding
Source: RefSeq, a predicted model, not a curated record
AUGUUUCCUGCCAUGCAGGGUGCCUCGUCGGAAAGAGAAGAUUUCUUCGGUUACAUGUCGCAUCUCGUUGCCAUGGAAGACGUUCCAACUGAUUCUGAGGCGACAGCGCUCGACACAGCCCCCGCUCUGCCUCCCCCGCGAUGUAACCAUACUGCCAGUUUGUGGGAAAGCAAUGGGCGUUCUAAAAUUGUCGUCUUUGGAGGUCACGGAGGCUACAAAUACACGCGAAAGGCAUUCAACGAUGUGUGGGUUCUCGACCUGGACGAACUCACAUGGGCAGAAGGAAACUUCCACGUUUUGUCGCUACAAGCAGUUAGGUCCGACAUGGAUUUGCCGUGGCGGGGGAGUCCGCCGCGUUGGAACUGCGGCUACCAACUGGUGGAGGCGAUCCCUGACUGGAAGGUGUUUGUUUUCGGGGGGAAUUCUUCCGACUCGGACAGUUCUCAGAGACGCAGUGACUGCACGCUGCUGAACGACGUGGGUGUCCUGACACUCGGCAGUGCCAAGCGCUGGGACGCGCCUGCGCUGGAGGAAGUCCGAAAACCGACGCGAAAGAGCACGGCUCCUUCAGAACUCGAAAGAAAAAACAGUCUGAAUCACGUCCACGUGGAAGCGCUCGAGACCUCCCGGCUAGCCCCGCGAGCGCGGGAGCAUGCAGCGAUGGCCUACGACGCCGAAGAGUCACUCUUGGUCCUCUUUGGAGGCUGGGUUGACGACUGGUUAGACGACAUCUGGACGCUGAACGUCUCGUCCAUCGUCGGGCCGCCUUACGCGAUCACCUGCAUCGCCCCCGACCUGGGCCCCGUGACGGGAAAUACGCAAGUCUCCGUUCGAGGCGCGGGCUUCACGGAAGGAAUCAUCACCGUCCGUUUCCAGGCUCACGACCAGCACGUCGACGUUCCAGCAGAAUUCGUUAGCGCCACAGAAGUCGUCGCACGCACCGCAUGCGUCAAGGGAGGCAUCGAGAGCCGUCCGUGUGAAGUGCGUGUGAAGAUUGGAGGGAAAGAUUUUACGACGACGUGGACCACCUUCCACUACUACAAGAACACAGUCGCAAAGGAAUGCCUCGCCUUCGGACCGGGCCUUCUCCAAGAAGGCUCGACGGCUGCGCCUACAAUGUUUGUCAUUCAAGCGCGAAACGGCGCCGGAGAAAACCGGACUUCUGGAAGUGAUGUCUUCAAAGUUGUGGUUACGCAUCACCCCCGAGACAAUCCAGAGCAAUCUGUUGAACUCGAUGUCGAGAUUCUCGACCAAAACAACGGAAAGUACAUUGUGAAGUACCACGCCAAAACGCCGGGCGAGGCGAUCGUCGACGUGAGUUUUGUCGACGAAGGCAAAGCUCCAGAGCCCUUAAGGGGAUCGCCUUUUUUGGCGUCCUUUGUGGAUCGAGCUCGAAACCGCGCAAACGACAUGGCUGGGCCUCUCGUCACUUCGUAUAUAAGCCGAUCGAUUGCGGAAAUGGAGGAAUUCCACGCCAAGACAGAAGCCGGUGUCCAGACGGUGGUGAAGGCCGAUGAUGUCAAGACGCUGCUGGCGGUUCGCCACCACAUCUCGCAAAUGGAGAAACAGAAAGACAGUCUUCUGCUCCAGCGGGAGACCGUCCAGGCUGUCUUGAGUUGCUUGGAGCAUCAGGGCGCAACGACGGAAGCGAAUUCGAGGGCGCUGAAGAACGCCACAAGCAAGUACAAUUCCCUCGAGCGCCUGGUGAAGAAGCGAGAGAAGGAGGUUCAAGGCGCGUCAAAUGCGGAGUCGCUUCGGACGCGAAAGAGGAUUGCUGAGUUCGAGCAAGCGGUCAAGGAAACUCAAAUCAAUUUAAAAUCACUCGACUUCUACUUUUUCCAAAGAGGCAUCGACAACGCCACUCAGAGCAUGGAUGCAGUCGAGGGUGGAGUCACUGCUUACACCUCCACUGUGAAGGAACUGGAGACGCUGGCGGCAAGCUUCGGGUUCGUGGAAGACUUGGACCCUGCGAAAGCCGCCAUCGCUGGUAUUCUGGAAGAGCUGAACAGCGUUCGCGUCUUCUGGACCUUCACCCGUCAAACUCUGCAAACAUUUGCCUCGCUCUUAGAAACCCCGUGGGGAGACGUCGAUGCUCCAAACAUUGAACAAGACGUGAAACGGCUCCAAAAAGGGCUGAAAGAUCUGAAGAUCGACAGAAAGUGCGACGCGUAUCUGGGUCUGCAUGAGACGCUCAAAAGGUGGUUGGUCUUCAUUCCCCUCGUGGCGGAACUGCGGGACGGCUCGAUGCGCGCGAGACACUGGGCAGAGUUGCUGCGAGUGGUGAACGCCGACGGCACGGAAAUUGCAGACGACAUGCCUUUGAAAACGAUUGAGCGGCUACAGCUGUGGAACUUCCAGGGACCUGUGGAAGAAAUCACCGAUCGCGCGAAGCAGGAAGCGGUGAUGGAGAAGACGCUGAAGAUGCUCGAGACGACAUGGAGCGAAGUUCCCUUCGACCAAGAGAGACACAAGGACACAGACGUUGUUCUCCUCAACACGACGGAGGAGAAAUUCGAGAUGCUGGAAGAGCACCUGGUGCAGUGCCAGAAUAUGAUCACGUCCAGGUUCUUUGCGACGUUUGAGACGGCAGUCCUGAGCUGGCAAAAGACGUUGUCGAACAUUUCGGAGGUGACGCAGCUCCUGCGCGAGGUGCAGCGGUCCUGGACCUUUCUGGAAAACUUGUUUAUUUACUCGGAAGAAGUGAAGAAGGAACUGCCUGAGCAGGCCUCGCGUUUCGUCCACAUCGACGCCAGUGUGAAGGCGAUUCUCGCUCUGGGGCGGACCCACCCUGUGGUCCGAGAUUUCUGUGCGACAGAAGGAAUCCUCAAGAGGCUUGAGGACGCGGAGAAAGAAUUGAGUGUGUGCGAGAAGGCGCUGAACGAGUUCAUGGACAGCAAACGACGGCUGUUUCCCCGGUUCUACUUUGUCUCUUCCGUCGAUCUUCUCGACAUUCUCUCCAACGGCAACUCUCCCGCAAAAGUCAUGCAACACAUGUCGAAAAUCUUCCAGGCAGUUCAGGCCUUCCAACUUGAGGGCGACUGCGAAGCCCCGGCGAGGCCCGCAGCCGUCGGCAUGGAAAGCUGCGUCGGAAAAGAAUCUGUCAAGUUUCCCGAUGCGCUCAUGCUCACCGGCAACGUCGAGAACUACCUGUACGACUGCAUCACAAGCAUGCAGCGCACGCUUUUGCACUACGUCAAAAAGUCCCUCAAAGACCGCUGGUCGAAACCGUCCAGAGAGGAGUGGAUCCUCACCGACCCUGUGGCGCAAGUCACGCUGCUUGUCGACAUGGCCGUUUGGGUCUUCGCCGUUGAAUCCGCUUUCUCUCAUCUCGAGCAGGGCGACGCCCCGGCCCUUCGACGCGCAUUGGCGGCGCACGUCGACGAGCUGACGGCGACGAUCAAGAUGGUUCAAGGCGAGUUGACGCCCGCGAUGCGGCAACGGCUCAUGUGUCUGAUUACCGUGGACACGCACGGCCGGGACGUUCUCGCGCGGCUGAUCGAGGAAGGCGCGGCUUCGAAGGACGCGUUCCAGUGGCAGUCGCAGCUAAAGUAUCACUGGAGCGAAGCGGAAGACACGAUGCGCGUGAAUAUCACAGACGCCUCGUUCGUGUACGGAUACGAGUACCUCGGGAACGGGCCCCGGCUCGUGGUCACCCCCCUGACGGAUCGCAUCUACGUGACGGCCGCGCAGGCUCUGCAUCUGUGCAUGGGAUGCGCCCCUGCUGGGCCUGCGGGGACAGGAAAGACGGAGACGACGAAGGAUCUCGCCUCUGCUCUCGGAAAGGCCUGCUACGUGUUCAACUGCUCCGACCAGAUGGACUACCAGUCGAUGGGGAACAUCUUCAAAGGCCUCGCCGCCUCCGGCGCCUGGGGAUGCUUCGACGAAUUCAACCGCCUCAUCCCCGCAGUCCUCAGUGUCUGCUCUGUCCAGUUCAAAGCCGUCGUCGAUGCCAUCAAAGCCGGCGUCUCCAGAUUCACCUUACAGGGCGACGAAAUCGCCCUUGACCCCACCUGUGGGGUCUUCAUCACCAUGAAUCCUGGCUACCUAGGGCGGUCCGAGUUGCCGGAGGGCCUCAAGACGCUCUUUCGCCCGAUCACGGUCAUGGUGCCUGACCUGGAGCUGAUUUGCGAAAACAUGCUCAUGGCUGAGGGGUUUGUGGAGGCGAAGGUUCUCGCCCGGAAGUUCACGCGCCUCUACGCGCUGUGUCGAGAUUUGCUCUCCAAGGCGGCCCACUACGACUGGGGUUUGCGCGCCAUCAAAUCCGUCCUCGUCGUCGCCGGCUCCUUCAAGCGAGCGGAGCCUGACCUGCCUGAAAAGGCCCUCCUGAUGAGAGCCCUCCGAGACACAAACAUCGCCAAAAUUGUCGCUGAUGACCUCAAAAUAUUCUCCGGGCUCCUGGCGGAUCUCUUCCCCGGUGUGGAUCCGCCCCGCCUGCGCGACAUGGAUUUCGAGGCGGUGGUGGAGGCGACCUGCUGGGACGCAGGGUUGACGGCGCAUCCCGAGUUCGUCUUGAAAGUGGUUCAGCUGCAAGAACUCCUCAAGAUUCGCCACUGCGUCUUCGUCAUGGGCCCCGCGGGCGCGGGAAAGAGCUCCGUUUGGAAGACGCUGGCACGUGCGCAAGACCAAGUGGGACUUCGCACCACUUUCGUAGACAUCAAUCCCAAAGCAGUCUCGCCGAACGAGCUUUACGGGUACGUGAAGAUGAGCACUCGCGAGUGGAAAGACGGGCUCUUGUCGAAGACCAUGCGGAGCCUCGGACAGAUUCAAGACACCUCGCCGAAGUGGAUCCUCCUCGACGGCGACUUGGACGCGAACUGGAUCGAGUCCAUGAACUCCGUCAUGGACGACAACAAAAUCCUCACUCUGGCGAGCAACGAAAGAAUUCCCCUACGGCCCCACAUGCGCAUGCUCUUUGAAAUCCGAGACCUCAACUUCGCGACGCCUGCCACUGUUUCCAGAGCGGGGAUUCUCUUCAUCAGCGACACAGCCGGCCAUCAGUGGCGGAGUUACGCUCAGAGUUGGAUCAAGCGCAUGCGUUGGAGCGACGAGGUGAAGACGCAGCUGCAAAAGCUGUUUGACAAGUACUGCCCAGCGACUCUGGCGUACAUCCAGAGGAACUGCAAGCUGAGCAUGCCUAUCGUGAACAUAUCGCUGGUCGCGUCUCUGUGCGCAAUGCUCGAGAGUUCGCUCGGCGACGACCCUCAGGCGCUGGAGUACGCCUUUGUCUUCUGCUGCAUCUGGGCCUGUGGCGGCUGUCUCCACGAGAAGGACGGCAUCGACUACCGGAGACAGUUCAGCAACUGGUGGCGCAACGAAUGGAAAACCAUCAAGUUCCCGAGCAAAGGCACCGUUUUCGACUAUUUUGUGGGCCAGGCAAAACUCGAGCUCUGGGAACAACUCGUCCCGGAGACGGACUUCGACGCCGACAAGCCUGUCGGAGACCUCACAGUGCCGACUCCCGAAACGGUCGCCAUGCUUCACUUUGUCGGCGCUCUGGUGAAGAUUCACGCGCCAGUCAUGCUCAUUGGCCUCGCCGGCUGCGGGAAGACUCAACUCUGCAAGGGUUUGCUCCGCUCACUCGACAAAGAAACGUACGCGAGCUGUGUGAUCAACUUCAACUUCUACACCGACUCAGCCCUCCUCCAAACGCUCCUCGAACAGCCGCUCGAAAAAAAAGCUGGACGCCAGUACGGCCCGCCUGGCAAACUGCGUCUGGUGUACUUCCUGGACGACCUGAACAUGCCCCAGCUGGACCCUUACAACACGCAGACGGCGAUCGCCUUGCUGCGACAGCACAUGGACUACCAGCACUGGUACGACAGGAACAAAAUGCAGCUGAAAGACAUCAGCAACACACAGUGUCUGGCGUGUUUGAAUCCGGCAGCGGGCUCGUUCACCGUGAACCCUCGCCUGCAACGGCACUUCUGGACGCUCAGCACUCCGCUGCCCGAGCAGACGUCGCUGUUCACGAUCUACAACACCAUCUUGUCCAAAUACUUUGAAAAGAAGAACUUCCGAAAGGCUGUGCAGGAGCAAAUCUCCUUCGUCGUCAAGGCCACGCUGUCGCUGCAUUCCGAGCUUCUGGACGAAAUCGUUGGUGUCUCCGCGCCCCGACGACCGGGCGUGGAGCUGUGUCUGCGCGCGACGCAUGCGUCUUUCCUUGCCGUCCUCGCCUUCCUGACAGGCUCCUGCGAACUUGCCUGCGUCUCUCCUUCCCGUCUCCUGCAUGCGUUCCAGGUCGUCCAAGCGUUCCGGAAAACCGCCGCAAACUUCCACUACGAGUUCAACAUGCGUCACCUAAGCAGCGUCUUCCAGAGUCUCCUUGCGGCAACUCCCCAACUCUUCCAGGAAGCGGAGAAGCUGGUCAUCCUCUGGCUGCACGAGUGCGAGAGAACCUACCGAGACCGACUGGUGAGCCAGGCCGACUGCGCAAAGUACGAGGCCCGCGUCGCCGAUCUCGCGAAGAAGAUGUUUGGCAAAUUCAACGUCGCCAAGUUCUUCCAGGCAAAGAACCCCGAAACGCUCAUUUUCUGCCACUUCGCCAGAGGCUUCCAAGACCCCGGCUACGAUCGCAUUGGGUCUAUGGCGGAGCUGUCCCAACUCCUGCAAGAGGCGCUUACGGAGUACAACGACGUGAAUCCAGUGAUGGAUCUCGUUCUCUUCGAAGACGCCAUGAAGCACGUGUGCCGAAUCACGCGAAUCAUCAACAAUUCGGGCCACGCUCUUCUCGUCGGCAUUGGCGGGUCUGGGAAGCAGUCGCUCGCCAAGCUGUCAGCCUUCAUCAGUUCGUGCAUGCCUUUCCAAGUGACCAUUUCUUCCAAGUACGAUGUCAAAGAAUUGAAGAACGAUCUUCGGUAUUUGUACAACAGGGCUGGUCUGAAAGAUGAAGGCGUUCUCUUCCUCUUCAAUGAGUCGCAGUGCACAGAUGAACACUUCCUGGUGUACAUAAACGACUUGCUCGCCUCCGGGGACAUUGCGGAUUUGUUCGAGCCGGAAGACAAAGACCAAAUCCUCAAUGCAGUGCGACCGGCAGUCAAGGCGGCAGGACUUCCCGAGACAAAAGACGCGCUCUGGGACUUCUUCAUCUCGCGAAUCAAGAAAAACCUGCACAUGGCUCUCUGCUUCUCUCCUGUUGGUGACAACAUCAGGAACUGCGCGCGGAAGUUUCCGGCGAUUGUGAAUUGCACAAUCAUCGACUGGUUUCAGCCUUGGCCCGCGGAGGCGCUGCUCUCGGUGUCGGCGAAAUUCCUCGCGCCGCUGCCGCUCGGCGACGACGACGUUCGAAGAGCCGUCGUUGAAUUCAUGCCCUACGCCUUCUACUCAGUGAACGAAGCUGCGCAGGAGUACCUGGCGAACGAGAAGAGGUACGCGUAUAUCACGCCAAAGACGUUCAUUGAGUCUACCAAACUGUACGGCGCGAUGCUGCAAGAGAAGAUUGAUUCUCUGAAGAGCAAGAGCGACCGGCUGAGUUCCGGCCUGAACAAACUUAUCGACACGAAGGAGAAGGUUUCGGCUCUGGAGGACGACCUGAAGGAAAAGACAAUUGUCGUCGAGGAGAAGAAGGCGGCCGCCGACGCCUUCGCAGAGCGCGUUGGCGAAGAGAAGGCCAAGGUGACUGCGGAGUCUGAGAAAGCAAACCUGGAGGCGCAAACGUGCGCGGAGAUCCAGCGAAACGUGUCCGAACAAAGAUCCUCUUGCGAAGAGGACCUCGCGAAGGCCAUUCCUCUCGUGCAACAAGCUGAAGCGGCUCUCAACACCCUGAACAAGAAGGAUUUCCAAGAGGCAAAGUCGCUGAACAAACCGCCGCCGGGGGUAGACGACAUCACAACUGCAGUCAUGCAUCUGCUCGCAGGAGUAGACCCAAACAUCGAGGUCGACAAGCAAGGGAAGCUGAAAGACAAGUCGUGGAAAGGUGCGCAGAAGAUGAUGAACAACCCCGAGAAGUUUCUGCAAACUCUGAAGGACUUCAAGCAAAUCAUCGACGACGGCCGAGUGCCCGAGCACAACUUCAAGGCUGUAGAGCCGCUCCUGGCUCUGCCCCACUUCAACCGCGAGGCCAUUCAAAAGAAAUCGACAGCAGCCGCCGGACUUGCGGAGUGGGUUAUCAACAUCUACCAAUUCUACAAGGUUGUAGACUCGGUGGCGCCAAAGCGCAGAGCUCUGGAAGAGGCGACGCAGCAGCUCGAAGAGGCAAAUGCAAAGUUGGCUGUCGUCCAGGAACUCGUCGCAGAACUGGAAGAAAAGCUGGGGAAGCUGGUCGCUGAGUACGACGCAGCAAUUGCAGAGAAGAACGCCGUAGAAGCCGAGGCGAACAAAUGUCGCACGAAGCUGGACAUGGCGCAGAGGCUCAUGAACGCUUUGGGAUCCGAGGGGACCCGGUGGCAACAGUCGAUCGAGAACUUCAAUGAAGAGCUUCGCGUCAUGGUCGGAGACGUUCUCCUGGCAUCGAGUUUUGUCGCAUACGCCGGGGUCUUCACGAAGAAGUAUCGCGACUGGCUUAAGAAUGAGAAAUUCGCGCAGUUCCUCCGCAGCAAACAUGUGCCCAUGAGUCCCGAACCGAAUCCGCUUCUCCUUCUCACAUCCGACGCCGAGAUGGCCAUGUGGAACAAUCAAGGCCUACCUUCCGACCAGGUGUCUCUCGAAAACGGCGCGAUUUUGACGAACUCGCAACGCUGGUGUUUGCUCGUCGAUCCGCAGCUCCAAGGCAGCGCAUGGAUCAAAAAGCGCGAGCAAAGCAACAACCUCCAAGUAACGCGUCUUCAGCAUCCGCGGUUGAUUCAGACGAUGGAGAGCUCCAUUUCGUUCGGGUUUAGUGUGCUGCUGGAAAAUCUUGACGAGUCGAUCGAGGCCGUUCUCGCCCCGGUGGUCAGUCGGCAGACGAUCAAGCGGGGCAGAUCUCUCAACAUCAAAUUGGGAGACAAGGAGAUCCCGUACAACGCAAAUUUCCGCCUCUUUCUCCAAACACCCCUCUCAAAUCCUCACUACCCGCCGGAGAUUCAGGCCGAGUGCACCAUCAUCAAUUUCACAGUCACCGAGAAGGGGCUGGAGGACCAGCUCCUAGCGCUGACGAUCCAGAAAGAACAUCCGGAUUUGUCGAAGAAACGCGUCCUUCUCAUUCAACAACAAAACGACUUCAAAAUCACGCUGGCCGAACUCGAGAGCACUCUGCUCGAGAAACUCGCCGCAGCUGAAGGCGACAUUCUUGAAGACACAGAGUUGAUUCUGAAUUUGGAGAAAACGAAGUCCAUCGCCACGGAAGUGUCUGCAAAGGUGGCUCUCGCGAAGAAGACCGGAGAACGCCUCGACACCAUUUCUGAGCAGUAUCGCCCCGUCGCGCGUCGAGGCGCAGUCCUCUUCUUCCUCCUGUCCGAGCUGUUCAAAAUGCACACCUUCUACGUUUACUCGAUGGAAGCCUUCGUCGCAGUGAUCCACAGAGCCAUCGAUUCUGUGGCGAACAAGCCUCCGGAAUCCGCUGAGCCGGAUGGCGACGAAGUGGGCGGAGCGGCAGAAGAGGCUUCCGGGGAGGUGGAUGCCUCGCCGCCUUCAGCCGAGGAAGAGGCUGAGCAGAAGGCGGGGGAAACGCGGAAGAAAAAGGCGAGGCGAUCGCGCGAAGGAGACGAGGGCGACGAACGUUCUGAAGACGGAGACGAGGAACACGAGGAAGUGGCUGCCGACGACACCCCCUCGGAGGCCAGCGACGCGGAGGCAGACUGCCGAGAAGGCGCAGCCGGGGCUGAAGAGAAAUCGUCGGAGACCGACGAAGACACAACACGACCAGCUGAAGGCGAAGAGACGCGAGACGCCCGAGAGGCCGCGACAGCGGGUCAACCGGAAGACGGAGAAACCCCCGCAAGCGGUGGAACCCUGGCGCAUGCACCGAGCGUUGGUGGCGUCACGCGAGGCGAAAUGCAGACCUCUGGGCGGGUCCGACCUCAGUCUGCAGCCUCGUCUCGCUCCGGCAAAUCCGCGGAACCGGUCCCUGCUGCUCGUGGCGAGAGCGAGAACGCGAGGCGUGGAGCUGAGACUGCUCAGUCCGCCGCGAACCGCGACGACGCAGCGGAGACGCGGGAGGCGCAGGGAGAAGCCGAACUCAAAGAGGAAGAAGACUUCCUUUUGGAAGACGUCGACAGUCGCGUGGCGACGCUGGUGGAGACAAUCACAAAGUUUCUCUUCAUGUACUGCAACCGGGGCCUCUUUGAGCGGCACAAGCUCACCUUCGCCGUUCUCCUCGCACUCCGCAUUCUGGUGGACGGCGGAGUCAUCGACGACGCAGAAGCGCAACUUCUGAUUUACUCUCGCGUCGACGCUUCUGCUCCGCCGAUGCCAGAGAGCGCCAAGUCGUGGAUGACGGAGGUCCAGUGGGGGUGUUGUCGGAGUCUCGAACAGAGCCCUGUGUUCAAAAACAACUCCGUCUCUCUCCUGCAAAACUUUGACCAAGACAGUCCCAGCUGGAAACGGUGGUUCGCGGAAGAGAAGGCCGAGGCCGCUGACCUCCCGCGCACGUUUCGCGGAUUGUCUCUCUUUCACCGCAUCCUCCUGCUUCGGUGUCUCCGCCCGGACCGGAUGAUUGCGGCUCUGAAGGAAUUUGUCUUGCAGCAUCUCGGGACUCUCUUUGUGGAGCCGCCGCUCUUCAACAUGCGCGAAGCGUAUUUCGAAUCGGACAAAAACACCCCGAUCUUCUUCGUCCUCUUCCCUGGCGUCGAUCCGACACCCGCUGUCGAAGACAUGGCCAGAACUGUCGGGUGCACUGCGGCAAAUGGAAAAUUCGUGAACAUUUCGAUGGGUCAAGGACAGGAGACGUUGGCCAUCCAGGCUGUCGAGAAGGCGGCGGUCGACGGCGGCUGGGUGAUGCUGCAAAACGUCCACCUCAUGCAAGACUGGCUGAAGAUUCUGCAACGGACUCUCGAGCAAGUGGCCGAGACUGGCCACAAAGACUUCCGAUGCGUCAUCUCCUCGGAACCACCGCCUCUCCCCGAUAUGAAAAUCAUUCCGGAGCGAACUCUGCAAAGAAGCAUCAAAAUCGCCGACGAGGCGCCGCAAGACCUCAAGGCGAAUCUCCGGCGCGCGUUCGGAAUCUUCUCUGCAGAGCGUUUGGAGUCGUGUGCGAAAAGCAAAGAAUUCAAAGGCCUCGUGUUCAAUCUUUGCUUUUUCCACGCCGUCAUCCUCGGCAGAAAGAAAUUCGGCUCUUUGGGGUGGAGCAAGAUUUACUCGUUCAACGUCGGCGAUCUGAACAUCUGCGGAAAUGUUCUGCGCAACUUCCUGGAUAAAAGCAGUGUGGUGCCGUAUGAGGACAUUCGCUACAUAUUCGGGGAAAUCAUGUAUGGAGGCCAUAUCACCGACGCCUUUGAUCGCCGCACGAACAACACGUACUUGAAGACGUUCAUCGUUCCGGAAGCCCUCUCCGGUAUGCAACUCGCCCCGAAUCUGAAGUGCCCAGAUCCGAGCAAGUCCGAUCAUGCCGCCUACAGCAAAUACAUCGAGGACAAGACGCCUGCGGAGACUCCGCAAAUGUUUGGACUGCAUCCGAACGCGGAAAUCGGCUACCUGAGUGCCCAGGGCGAGUCGCUCUUCGCCAAUAUACAGGUUGUUCUCGGGUCCGGCGGCGGCUCCCAGAAAGGCCAGCGGAAAGAAGACAUCCUGAAGGCCACAGUCGCGCAGCUGCUCGUGCGCGUGCCGCAUCCCUUCGACCUUCCAAGCAUCAAGGCGCGCGUUCGAGAGUUCCACCCCUUUGUCGUUGUGUGUCUCCAGGAAGUCGAGCGGAUGAACACUCUGCUGAGUGAAGUGCACGCGUCGCUGGAAGAGCUCGAGAAGGGACUCGCCGGCCAGCUGAACAUCACGGAGGCGAUGGAGCAGUUCUCCAACGCGCUCUUUGCUCAGCGCGUGCCGGAAACGUGGAAAAAAGUGUCCUAUCUGUCGAACAAGACUCUCGCGCCGUGGAUCUCGGACUUGCUCGAGCGCGUCAAACAACUCGAGAGCUGGACUGCCGAGCUCACGCUACUGCCCUCGCUCUGGAUCUCCGGCCUCUUCAAUCCAAUGUCUUUCCUCACGGCCAUCAUGCAGGCGAGUGCGCGGUCCGACAACCUGCCUCUCGACGACAUGUGUCUCCGCUGGACGGUGUCCUCGAUCCAAAACCACAAAGACGUUCCCGGGGCCCCCGAGUCGGGAGUGUACAUCCACGGGCUCGUCCUCGAGGGUGCUGCGUGGGACGACGGAAAAGGCACCGAGGGAAACAUCGUCGAGUCACGGCCGAAAGAACUCUUCAGCCCACUUCCAGUCAUCAACGUCUCCGCCAUUCAAGCCAAAGACUUCAGUUGGGAAAACAUGUACGAAUGCCCCGUCUACGUCACCGCUCAGCGAGGCCCCAGCUUCGUGUGCACUGCGAAUCUAAGGAUGGAUAUGGACGACACGGUUGAGCGCUGGGUCCUGGCGGGUGUCGCCAUGCUGAUGGCUGAGGAGUGA